This is a messenger RNA of Sorex araneus (European shrew), 942 nucleotides long. RefSeq names its product olfactory receptor 52P1-like. Bases 1 to 942 code for a protein of 313 amino acids. The transcript has a single exon. NCBI's taxonomy places the organism in Eukaryota, Metazoa, Chordata, Mammalia, Eulipotyphla, Soricidae. Gene Ontology annotation, biological process: G protein-coupled receptor signaling pathway. The record is from RefSeq and is a predicted model, not a curated record. Gene Ontology annotation, molecular function: G protein-coupled receptor activity; olfactory receptor activity. Gene Ontology annotation, cellular component: membrane.
AUGCAUUUCACAAACCAUAGCCAUCAGAACCCAGCCUCCUUCCUGCUCAUAGGAAUUCCUGGCCUGGAGGCAUCCCACUUUUGGAUUGCAUUUCCCUUCUGCUCCAUGUAUGCUCUGGCAGUGCUUGGCAACAUGGUGGUAUUGCUGGUGGUGCGAUCAGAGCCUUCACUGCAUCAGCCCAUGUACCUGUUCCUCUGCAUGCUGUCCAUGAUUGACCUGGUGCUCUGCACCUCCACUGUGCCCAAGCUCCUUGCAAUCUUUUGGGCAAAUGCUGCUGAGAUCGCCUUUGAAGCCUGUGCUACCCAAAUGUUCUUUAUCCACGGCUUCUCCGCUGUAGAAUCCGGUAUCCUGCUAGCAAUGGCCUUCGAUCGGUACUUAGCCAUCUGCCGGCCACUGCACUAUGGGUCACUGUUGCCCCCAGAAGCUGUGGGCAAGCUAGGAGCUGCUGCUGUGUUUCGUGGCUUAGGGCUUAUGACCCCACUCACCUGCUUACUGGCCAGACUGAGUUACUGCAGUCGAGUAGUGGCCCACUCCUACUGCGAGCACAUGGCGGUGGUAAAGCUGGCUUGUGGGGGCACAAAGCCAAACAACAUCUAUGGCAUCACUGCUGCCACACUGGUAGUUGGCGCUGACUCCGUCUGCAUUGCUGUCUCCUAUGCUCUCAUCUUGCGGGCUGUGUUAAGCCUCUCCUCCAAGGAGGCCAGGGCUAAAACAUUUGGCACUUGUGGCUCACACCUGGGUGUCAUCCUUCUCUUCUACACACCUGGACUCUUCUCGUUCUACACACAGCGCUUUGGUCAACAUGUGCCACGGCAUGUCCACAUCCUUCUGGCUGACCUCUAUCUUGUGGUACCCCCCAUGCUCAACCCCAUCAUUUACGGCAUGAAGACCAAGCAGAUUCGGGAUGGAGCUCUUCGACUGCUGAAAAGGGGUACUACUUAG